Messenger RNA from Enterobius vermicularis (human pinworm), 1185 nucleotides. Lineage: Eukaryota; Metazoa; Nematoda; Chromadorea; Rhabditida; Oxyuridae. The record is from the annotation of a GenBank genome assembly.
AUGGAGAAGGGAACGGGUAGAGGGAGAAGUGGUCGAGGUUAUUUGUCAGAAGCGGGUGCCUCAUUAAUUGACCAGAAAUUGCAUCUAAAUGUGGUGCCAAAAACUGGCAUUGUGUGCUUGGCAGCACCGACAUUUAACUAUGGACGCAUAGAUCGGGCUAAAGCACGAACCAAAGAACGUAUAAGGACGCGUUAUCCAGAUUUAGGCAAACAUUUCCAUCGUAUUGGACUUCCGUUAAAGGUUGGAAGUUUCCAAUUAUUUGUUAGUGGUUAUCAGGAUGCGACAUAUUGGCUUCACCAGUGGGAAGCCAAUCCGGAAACAGCACCACCACCAAAUGUCGAAAAACAACUUCAGGUGCAAUUUGAAAAGAUGGUUGUGUUAGACUACAUUAUUCGCAACACAGAUAGGGGAAAUGAUAAUUGGUUGAUCAAGUAUGAACCACCAACUGUAGCUCCAGUUCCACAGGAUCCAAAACCAUCUACAACGCAGGAAGAAGUUUCAGUUGAAAAGGGUGAACGAUUGGAUCUUUCAGUUGUUGAUGAGACCAAAAAAGUUGACACAGAUUCUUUAAUUAAAGCGAGUGAAAAAGUUGAAGAAUUUGGUGGAAAAAUUUUGAUAGCUGCUAUUGAUAAUGGUUUGGCAUUUCCGAUUAAGCAUCCCGACGAAUGGAGAACCUAUCCGUACCGUUGGGCCUGGUUACCAAUGGCAAAAAAACAAUUUAGUGAGGAGACCAUAAGACUUGUUUUGCCAUUCUUAGAAAACACAAAUUUUGUUAAAGAACUAUGUAACGAUUUACGAAAAAUUUUCGAGGAGGACCGUGGAUUUGAUAAAAAAAUGUUUGAACAUCAAUUGAAUGUUAUGCGUGGACAAAUGUUCAAUUUAAAAGAAGCAUUAAAGCAACGGAAGUCGCCUGCACAGUUGGUUCAGGUGAUCAUGCCGCCGCAGUUAAUGGUGGAAAUUAAGAAGAAAACGAAGUCGAAGAGACGUCGAACAACAUCGGUAUUUCAAGAAAGGUCUCAAGUUCGAACUCCUAUUAUACCAGCGGGCGAAGAUAGUGCUCCGGAAAUGCCUGUAUCGCCAACUAUAUCAUCAUGUCGAGAAUCAUUUAUUCCUAGUGGAAGAUCGUGGUCGGAAGCCUACCAACAAAAGUUCCAGACUCGCUCAGCAUUUUUCACCUGGUGUUAA